Molecule: messenger RNA, 1096 nt
Organism: Haliotis rubra (blacklip abalone)
Lineage: Eukaryota; Metazoa; Mollusca; Gastropoda; Lepetellida; Haliotidae
Product: carbohydrate sulfotransferase 8-like
Exons: 4
Coding region: 277-1095 (272 amino acids)
Biological process (GO): carbohydrate biosynthetic process
Cellular component (GO): membrane
Molecular function (GO): sulfotransferase activity
Source: RefSeq, a predicted model, not a curated record
GAGAGCGGGAGCGUGUUUGAUGUGUCUGAUCAGCAGAGAGACGGCAUUGUGCGAUCGAACUGGAAGCAGAGAAAUCCCGACUCGUAUUUAGGAGAAAAUCAAUUCAUUGCAGGGGAAUAUAUAGACUCGUUUAGAAGAAAUAGACAGAAGAACGCAAUUUUGUUCCCAUGGAAACGUUCACAACUGACCACACUGGCAUCGUCUGAAACCAUGUGAAGACGACUUGUGAGGGAAACUGGAACCACGUCCUGUCUUGGAGGUAGAGACGAUGUCAGCAUGAGGAAGCCGUGGAGUAGAUGCCGACGGGGUGUGGCGAGGGCGUGGCGCCAUCUGAACAGGAGAUUCAGCAUCAACGUGAUGCUGUGUGUGUGCUGCACCGCAUCCCUCGUCAUCAUGCUGGUCAACAUACACGGGUCCCAGAAUAUACCAGUUAGUCAUGAGCUCAAAGGUCGCUUUAGUGACGUCAUGGCAAUGUUCCGGCAUCAUACACACAGCACCCAAGGAUUCCAGAUCAAAGAAGUUAAGAAGGAGAACCUGAGUUACUACGACCUGUUUCCGGUAGGCCGACGCUUUAUGGUCAGGGAGCAGCAAGUGCAGGAUGGGUGUCGUGGACGGGAGACGGAACUCAGAGGGUUGUCCUCGGAGAAGUGGGCAUUCGAGCGGAUAGAGGUGGACACUGACCGGAGAACCUUGUACUGUCCACUGCUCAAGGUCGGCUCAACAUUCUGGAGGAGAAUAUUCUAUGCAAUGAGACAAAAUGCAACAAUAAACACUCCCUAUGACAUCAGCAUCAACAAAGCGCUGAUGUCGAAACGAGAGACGCUGCAGAAACUGCUACCUUUGAAUAGCUCAUCAACACAACAGUACUUGAAAGAAUCGGUCAAUAUAAUGUUUGUUCGUGAGCCAUUCUCGAGGUUAAUCUCAGGAUACGUGGACAAGUUGUUCGCGCCAAAUCCCUACUUUUGGACUGUCAUCGGCAAAUUCAUCAUAUCAAAUUACAGGAAAGAUCCGAGUCCACAAAGUCUUCGCUGUGGCCAUGACGUCACGUUCCCUGAGUUUGUGCAAUAUGUGGUGGACACGGAAGCAGGGGAAUGAC